Molecule: messenger RNA, 2658 nt
Organism: Ceratitis capitata (Mediterranean fruit fly)
Lineage: Eukaryota; Metazoa; Arthropoda; Insecta; Diptera; Tephritidae
Product: probable E3 ubiquitin-protein ligase makorin-1
Exons: 5
Coding region: 444-1718 (424 amino acids)
Biological process (GO): protein polyubiquitination
Molecular function (GO): ubiquitin protein ligase activity; metal ion binding
Source: RefSeq, a predicted model, not a curated record
CGUCAGUCUGUUGGUGUCAGGAGAUUUGUUCAGAUUCAGUGUUUGUAGAAAAGACGCAAAUUGUGAGAUUUUGUGAAAACUUUUCAAGAAUAUUACCUUUUAUUGGUUGAGAAAGGUAGAAGGAGAAUCAUCACCAGCAAAAGCAUACGCUAUUGUAGUUUGUAAAUCUCACAGACUAGAAAGAACAAAGGAAAGGAUAUAGAUCAGCGAAAACAACAUACCAUCAAUUACAAGAGAAAAACCGCGAAAGGAGGAAAAAAGACAAAAACAUUAAAUCCGCUCAGAGUUCAUUGCCUCUGUCGUAUUGGCUGAAUUGCAGUUACCGCCAUUGUAAAGUGAGACCACGUUUUGUAGCAGGAUAGUGCCGAUUUGCAGUUCCAUUGUUGAAGCAACAAAUUCAUCCGAAAAUAUUUACCUAAGGGUUUAUACAGGGUAAAAUUAAUAUGAGUACGUCUGCUACUUUGGCACCAACAAUAGGCGCAGGUGGUGGUGUUCCUGCCGCUGAAAUGUCAAAUAUAAUGUCGAAUUUAUCUGCCGAUGACAGUCCAACGGCGGUGUCUAGAGCACAAACUGGUAUGCCAGUAAAUACUGCUAUUUGUCGUUACUUUCAGCGAGGUCUAUGCCGUUUUGGGGAUAUGUGCCGUUUUUCGCAUGAUCUCAACGGUGGUGAUGUGAUUCAUAUUAGUGGGAACGAGGGGGACGCUAUCAAACCCAGCACCUCUUCAAAAAGUAAUGCAAGAUCAGAGUAUUUAAACUCCAGACCCAGCACUAGCCGACAAAACUGGAUAAAUGCUCCUAUAUUUGUACCGAAGAGUCAUAGAUCCAAAUACCCUAUAGAAGAAGUUUCCGAUGCUUACGCGUGUGAGGGUGCAGCUGGCUUGGGCCCAAUCAAUGCUGAAAUUCAAAAAUCGUGGGCAGACGUUGUUGGCGGUGAUAAUGUCGCACAACGUAUGAAUACCGUUGAAGGUGCAGAUGCAGAGGCUAUGCUAGCAAUGAUUUGCCCCUUCGAGGGCCCCUGCCCGUAUGGCGCUUUUUGUGCUUAUGGCAUACAUAUGGAACUUUGUAAAAUGUGUGAUCAAUUUUGCCUACAUCCAAGUGAUCAGACGCAACGUCGCAAACAUAAUCAAGAAUGUCUGCAACAACAUGAGCAGGCCAUGGAGUGGUCAUUUGCUAUUGCACGCUCUAAGGACAAAACAUGUGGUAUUUGCUUCGAUACGAUAAUGGAAAAGGCUGGCAGAGAGAAACGUUUUGGUAUUUUGCCUAAUUGCAAUCACAUUUUCUGCUUGGAAUGUAUUCGCAAGUGGCGACAGGCAAAACAAUUCGAGCACAAGAUCACACGCUCGUGUCCAGAAUGCCGCGUUUCUUCAGAUUUUGUCUGCCCCAGUGCCUUUUGGGUGGAAACUAAGGAAGAAAAAGACAAGUUGCUUAGUGACUAUCGAUUAGCGCUUGGGGUGAAAGAUUGCAAAUACUUUAAAAAGGGUGAUGGAAAGUGUCCAUUUGGCAACAAAUGUUUUUACAAGCAUGCUUUACCCAAUGGUGAAUUGGUCGAUGUGGGUUGUCCCAAGCGUGCACGCAAACUCCACCGUGGCUCCAAUGAUUUCAUCGACUUGUUAGAUAUCUAUUUAUGGGAGUUUGUUGAACAACGAGACUACCAUUGGCUUGACUUUCUCUCUGGCACAAGUGAUGACAGUGAUGAUAGUGAUUUUUCGGAGGAUUAAGAAAAACAACAGUAAACAGCAACAGUACAGUACUGCAUUACUGCAAAGUUAAACAUUAAUUACUACAUGCUUCUUUAUUUGAAUUUGUGUGCUAACCCAACAGUAAGAUUCGUAUGGAAAGAAAACCUAUAUAAAAGUUAGCAGGAAAAAAGUAAUCAAACUUUAAUAUUAUAUUAGCUGAUGCAGAAUCGUCUAAAGUAUAGAAAUAUUGGAUUUAAAAGAAAGUCAUAAUAUCAACAAAUUGCACAUCCAUACAUUAAAAAAGAAACAAAUUGAAAUCUAAUAUCAAAUAAAAAAUGAAAAUUAAAUGAUGCAAUAUCUAAAUACAAAAUUAGGAUUAUCCGGCAAAGCGACUAUGUAUCUAGCUUGUAUCAAUAUAUGUAUAGAAACCGAAGCGAAUAUAUAGGAACACCAUGCAACGAACUUUUUCGAGUAGUAAAUAAAAAAUAAAUAAAAUAUAUAAUAUAUAGAAAUCAUAAUGCUUUCUACCGGCUCGAUCGCUUAGUAAAUGAUAACUGCUAAAAAGUGAAUAUUGCAGCAAAAGGCAUAAAAAUGAAAUACUUUCGGAAUACAUAAAUUUAAUUAUAUAGAUAUACGUUCAUAUGUCGGAAUGUUCAUUAAUGUGGUCCUACAUUCGAUGGUAAAGAAAACAUUUAAUGUAUACAAAAUAUAUACACAAUAUAUCAAAACACAGACCAAUAUACAUAGAACACACAAUACUUGAGUAAUGAAAUCUGCUCUCCGAAGUGCGCCACACUAUAGAAAUGGCACAAAAUGAAAUUCGUAUACAUAAAUAAACACAUAAAUCCUCACAUAUACAUUAUACAAAAAAUUUUGAUUGUGAUUUAUACUCGUAUUUACCGCGCUGACCCCAACGGUAGCAGCCACAAAUGUAAUUAAAUAUAAUAAAAGAGAAAAUAAAAAAAUUAAGAAAAACUUA